CCUAGUGAGUGGUAACCGGUAGGUACCCCAAUUUCAUGUUCAUUGAUAACAUCGGGGUUCGCGUUACCAUGUCCUUCGACUCGACACGGAUUCCAAUAUAGGUAUGUGUAAAUAGUAAGCAUGGGUAUCGAUCGGGCGUCAUCGAAUCAAAUGCAUCGCAAACUAAAUAAUGAACGCUCGACGCGCGGCCAGGCGACUCAACGACUAAACUAAAAAUCCAUAUUUUAGUGGAGGGCGCUAAGUCGCGUUAGCGUGGAGGGUGCAGCGGGCGCGGGGCCGGCGCGGCGCGCGUGCGCGGGCAGCGCGCAGGCGCGCGGGCGGGGCCAUCGUGACAUCACGCGGCUGGCGGCGCCGCCACGAGCCCGCCACCACCAGCCCGAGCCUGCGACCACGGCGCCGCCGCCGCCUGGGGCUCCCGAGACCGGCAGCUGCACUCACUCGCCUUCCCGGUCACACACUUUACACACAGUGACGCGUUGCACGUUUCCGUUCGACCACCGUGAAGGUACAAUGUACCAGUGUUCAGAUUAUGUGCGUCCAUUGGAUUUGGUCGACAGCUGUUCGCUUUACAUAAGCGGAUUUACAUAAGCUUGCCGAAACGCCCGAGCUGGUAUGUUAAGUCGGUUGAAAACGUGUUCUAAUCGGCGUCAGAUAGAUGAGUGAGAGACAAAAUCAGGAAUGCAGUGUUCGGAAGUUGUUGCUCGAAACGUGAAGUGAUUGUUAAGUCGCAAGUGUUCGCUGUGUGCAGGUGAUAUUAACACACAGGGUGACAGUUAGUGUUCCUAGUGUGACGGAUAUGGUGUAGCGCAUGGAAGGCGCGCCGGCGCCGGCGCCGGGCCCGCGCCAGUCUCGUCGCGGGCCCGCGCCAUUUGCCUCCUUCGACCACGACGUCUCUGACGAGGUGAGGCAGGCAUCAAGCCCUGAAUCGAAGCCGACGUUCCAAUUGCCUGAAAUCGUUGAGGACACGGCCGCUUCUCCUGGCGGGACCCUCGCGCCCCCGGAGCAGCGCGCGCGUUCGCACUCGUCGCCGGCCGUAGCGGGAGCAUUGGGCGCCGCGCCACGCAUCGACAUCUCCCGCGCCUCUAGCUCCAGCCACCACGACUCACGAGAUUCGUCGCCCGAGAUGGCACUGUUCGCGGGCACUGCCGAAGACGCCGAUACGCGUGGUCGUCUCGAUAUCGGCUUUCGCGAGGACGGUGCGGCCGAACUGCGCUCGUCUACCGAGGAGCUCGCAUUUUUAGAAGGCGCCCCCGGAGAACCUAACCGCACACAACAACCGCAACCGCCGCCGCUGCCGCCGCCUAACACAUCCGUAUCGCGUCGCCACUCGCGUAAGGACAGCCAAGGCUCGGAGGCCGCCCUCCUCGCGGUGUCCGGCCGAACGAGCCGCCUGUCGAGCGUGGGCUCGCAGUGCUCGGCCCACUCGGCUCUUUCCGGCUUCAGCGCAUCGCGCGUGUCCCGUCUCUCUGUCGUCUCGGGUAUGUCACGGUCCCCUUCGCCACACAAAAUGCUCCUCGAGACGUCCUUCUGCGGGCCGAAGCCAAUAGAGACCGAUCCUGAAAUUUGCGCCGCCGCUGUUGAAGAGCGGCUCCUGGAGUUAGUGCGUGCGACUGACCCCGCGCCUGCACCCGCGCCCGCCAACACACGUGACCGCCGCGAGGUGCGCACCGAGGUCACCGUCGAAAGCACAAGCACCAGGCCUGCUGCUCCGCGCACACCCGCACCCACGCCCGUGCCCACGAAGCCUGUGGCUACAGAACCUGCGGUAGUCGUUGCAAUCACCCCCGCCGAAGAAAAGCGGCAAAAGGAAACCAGAAACCAAGCUCGGGCGGGGCGCUCAAAAGAGCGCUCGUCCGAACCCGAGGUGUACAAGAAUAGAAAUCGCUCCAAGGAUAUUAUCAGAAUAAAGCUCAAACCAGAUUCUGAUUAUGAGGAUGAUGAUGAUGAGAGUGAGCACACGUUAGUGGCGGGCGAGGCGCGUAAACCGGCUACACUGGAGCUAGCCGCAGGGCGCGCGAGUCCCUCGCCCCAGCGGCGAUCUCCCUCGCCCGCCGGCGGCCCCACGUCGCGAAAAUCCUCCUUCUGCUCACUGUUCAAGUCGCGUGAGACUAUCGCUUCGCCGGAUUCGCCGUCGGGGCUGCGACGCAAGAAAAGCCUCACGGAAGGCCGCUCUCGCAGCAAGAGCCGAGAUCGAGACCGAGAUCGUUCGGCGACUCCUUCGUCCGCCGGCAAGCUGCGUGGCUCUGUGCUGUCGUUGUUUAAAACACCACGCCGCAGUGGCGCGUCGCCAUCGCCAGGUUCUCGCACCGGUUCGCGUGCCUCCUCACCUGGGCCAGCGUGCGUGCCACCACCUGAUCGCUCGCGCCGCAGUUCCGAGAAACUAAAGUACUAUGAAGAUGGCGGCGUUAUUCACAUCCCGCUGCGAACGCCGCCAGAUGAACGGCCCAGCUCGAGCGCUCGCCGACCAGGCUCGGAGCCAGAGGCACGCGUGGAGAUUCUAUCGGAGCCGGCGCGGCCUGCCUCGGCCCCACACCCGCGUGAGCGCCCCGAACCACUCCCAUCCGUAUCCUCCGUUCACGCGCAAAAACCCGUCCACCGCACGGUCCUGCCCGACGGCAGUAUCAUCAUUCCGCUGCACUCCCCUACUGAACGGACGGCCCCAAGCGACCCGGAGCCAUCCGUCACGACAACAGCGCCUGCACCCGCGCCGGACUCCGAUACGGUAACCCCAGAUUCGCGCCGCAGUGUCGCCUCCUCCGAGUCGCGGCGCAGCGUAGUAACGCCUGACUCACGAGUCGGCACCACUUCGGAGUCAAAACAUGUAGACGAUAGCAGAAAUGGUGACAUGCGGACAUCAAGUUCGGACGAGGGACGAGUGGAGGUAGCCCCUGAGACGGCGCCGACGGCUGAGCGUCGUAAACAAAAGCUCGUGUUCACCACGCACGUUGGCAGCCGCGAGCAGGUAUUCAGCACACAAUUCAGCAUCACCAAGACGCCGAGCGUCACUAGUGAGAUAUCCGAGUCACUACCCAGUUUUGAGCCGAGCCUGCCCGAGGACCAUCCGCCGCUGCUACGUGACACGCACAUUACAUGCGUUGAGCCGGCGCCUUGCCCCGCAGCUCCAGCGCCCGUCGUGAAGUCCCCGCCCGGGAGUGAUGCAGAGCGUGCAUCGGUCGGUUCGCGGCGGUCGCUCGCUGAAACCCGCUCGCCUACGCGCGGUUCUUCCGACUCGGAGGGCAGUUCGGAAGCAACACCGGCGCGCGGCGGCAGCGACGUGGAACAGCGAGGUCUAGUCGUCCAGGAGUCUUUUGAAGACGAGUUGCCUUACGUGCCGACCACGCUGCCACUGGAGCGUUCGCUGGCGCUGCCCAUGGUCCCGGUCCGCGAGCGAGGCUCACGGGUGACGACAGCGGGUACGCGGCGACCGCGCGCGCCUCCCGCGCCGCGCAUGCCGGCUCCUCCUCCGCCGCCGCCGACGCCCGCAGCGCCGACAGGCGAGAAGCUACGCAUCAAGCUACCUCGCCGCCCGCGUACUGCUUCUGCAAGUGGUCCGCCGCGCCCGGAACGGCCCAGAACAAGGAGCGGAGGAGACGGUCCGCCAGAGUCCCGCGCGAAGCCGGAAUGGAUCGACUUCGAAGAAGUCCCAGAGCGGCGCAAACAGCCGAAGCGGAUCCAAACACUGCCAGCUGCGGCCGCGUCGGAGGCGCGCGACUUGGUUUUCAACUACGUCGAGCCCGAGGAGUGCCGGUGCGAAUGCCAUGCCAACGCGCGCCAGGAUGACGAGUUGCCGUUGCUCACGGGGCCUUCUGACUCGCAAGAACUCGACCUCAGUUCGCCAGAAGGCUGUUCAGUAGAGCUGCGGGUAGCAGCGCGGCCGUUUGUGGCAGACUUCGAUCUGCGCGCGCCUGACGUCGAUCCACCGCCCAUUGACGCACCAGCGCGGCCCACCUCGCGGCGCCACUGACGCGCGGCCCGCACUCGCGGCUCGUUGCUCACCGCCCGCUAGGGGGCCUCCUUCUAGCCCUUAAAGAGUUUUAUACUUAUAAUAAUAAAGCCUAGACGAGCAAUGAAUCCAGUUUAACUUUGCCAUGUGAUUGAAGUCUGAACUCUAUCAGACAUCUCAAAUUCAGAGCCGGUUCGUUCAUAAAGC
This is a messenger RNA of Cydia splendana, 4150 nucleotides long. RefSeq names its product serine/arginine repetitive matrix protein 2-like. The coding region runs from base 809 to 3964 and encodes 1051 amino acids. The record is from RefSeq and is a predicted model, not a curated record. Lineage: Eukaryota; Metazoa; Arthropoda; Insecta; Lepidoptera; Tortricidae. The transcript is spliced from 5 exons.